Chenopodium quinoa (quinoa) is the source of this 1524-nucleotide messenger RNA. Its product is annotated as B3 domain-containing protein Os11g0197600-like. Gene Ontology annotation, molecular function: DNA binding. NCBI's taxonomy places the organism in Eukaryota, Viridiplantae, Streptophyta, Magnoliopsida, Caryophyllales, Amaranthaceae. Bases 1 to 1524 code for a protein of 507 amino acids. The transcript is spliced from 9 exons. The record is from RefSeq and is a predicted model, not a curated record.
AUGAUUACAUGUACUGAUAAACUUCCUAAGAAAUUUACAGCAAAUGAGAUUGCAAAGUUGCCGGAGAAUGUAAUUGUGAAAGGACCAAAUGGAAUUAUAUGGCAUGUCAGCUUACUGAGUAAUGACAGCAAUCAUCUAAUGUUAACUGGAGAUGUUUGGAAAGAGUUUGUCAAAGCUUACUCCUUGCAAAAGAACGACCUUGUUAUCUUCAAGUAUGACAGAACUGACAAAUCUUUUGAGGUGUUUUUCAUUGAUCAAACUAAUUCAUGUGAGCGAGAAUCAUCUUAUUUUGUGAGAAAAUUUGAACAACCUCAAUAUAAUGGUGGUUUAGAUGAACAAGCAAAGAGUGACUCAUAUAUCAUUUGUUCUUCUGACAGCACUGCUCACGCAGAUCAUGAUCUUGCUGAGAAACAGGAUGAAGAUGAACGCAGGGAAUCAAACAAAGACAGAUCUACUUCAAAACAGCAGAAUUCUUUGAAAGAAAAUGAAAGUACACCAAAAGAAGCCCCAUCUAAUUUUUUGAGGAAAAGGAAGUCCACUAGAUUUGAUAAAGAUGAAAGGGAUAAACGAAGGGCAUUCAUUGAAGAUGAUUCCACUUUAAAGAAGAACAAUUCUUCGAAAGUGAAUGGCAGUAAUUCGAAGAAGACUCAUUCUUAUUCUGCUGCUUGUGAUAACAAUAGUGAUGAUGUUCCACUCCAUGAGAACAUGAAAAGAAAGAGCUCCACUGAUGUCAGCCACCCUAUUUUGGUCUCUGCCUUCAUAUUCCAGAGUGAUGCUGCCCAUCUCCUGCAUAAGUCCCCUGCAUUUCAUGGUCAGGAACUUCUUCUAUUCCAUAUAGAUGGACCAGAGAGCAAAGAUAAAAAUAACAUUCCAUGGGAGACCAUUGAGGGAGUUGUUGCUGCUGCAUGCUAUAGAUCAAACAGAAGGCCUGUAACGGAUGCAGAAAAAGAAAAGGCUUUGGCGUUGGCAAGUAAAAAUGCCAUCGGUGAAAGCUUCAUCAUGGUCAUGAGACCUUCGCAUGUAUAUAAGCGUUUUUCACUGGUAAUUCCUCAAAACUGGAAGCCUAAAGGUUUUUCACGUGAUAAAAGACAAGAUGUGAUUCUUAGAACCAAUAACAAUACAUGGGUGGUUAGCUUCUGUACUUCCAACAACCAUGGAUAUGGAGGAUUUGAAGGUGGAUGGAAAAAAUUUGCAUUUGACAAUUUCUUGGAGGAAUUCGACUUGUGCUUGUUCGUGCCUGGUGGCCAAGAGAACAAGCGUUUUGUUCUGGAUGUUAGCAUUUUCCGAGUUGUUCCUGAAAUUACUCCACUUAGCCCUAGUCGCGAGCUUGUUGUAGUCGGUCCUAAAGGGAGAAUGAAGAAAAAUGUAAAAGAUUCUGCUCGUGAGCGAAAUGGUAAAAACCUGCCUGACUGUGCCGUAACAGAAUCUUUUUCUCAACCCUAUCAGGAGGCCCAAGCAAUGCCCAAGGACUCCCAUGCCUAUCCGGAUCAUUGGUCAACUACUUUCAAGUUCCGGCCAGAAUGA